Aplosporella prunicola CBS 121167 is the source of this 2015-nucleotide messenger RNA. RefSeq lists its product as uncharacterized. Bases 1 to 1854 code for a protein of 617 amino acids. The record is from RefSeq and is a predicted model, not a curated record. Gene Ontology annotation, biological process: proteolysis. The transcript is spliced from 3 exons. Lineage: Eukaryota; Fungi; Ascomycota; Dothideomycetes; Botryosphaeriales; Aplosporellaceae. Gene Ontology annotation, molecular function: aspartic-type endopeptidase activity.
AUGGUAAUAAUUUCCAAAUGCAAGGUCGACGAAGGCAUAUUGACGUUCUGCAGGAAAGGCAACGACGGCCCUUGGUCCAGCUUUGUGCUCCAGGUCGGCACACCAUCCCAGAAAGUUGACGUUGACAUCUCCAUCGGCGGACAAGAAACUUGGGUCAUAGUAGAAGAGGGAUGCCCACCGUCUAACCCCAGCGGAGACCAAUGUGAAGAUCUCCGAGGUGGACUCUUCAGAAUGAACAAUUCCAGGACAUGGGAAUCGGCGUCCCAGAUCUGGAACGAUUCAGGGAUCUAUGAACUCGGUGGUCAGGUCGACAAUUAUCUCGGUCUUACUGCACUUGGGAGAUUUGGGUUCGACACUGUCAAGCUCCCUUUUAGUGAUGGAACGAUGUUGCCAGUGAACCACUCGGUCGUGGCGGGAAUAGCCGCAACGAAAUUUUAUGUAGGCAAAUUCGGCGUCAGUCCGCUGGCGACAAACUUCACCGCGGCUGACGGCGGAAGUGAUCCGAAUGUUCGUACGAAGCGACCCAGCUUUCUCUCAUUACUGAAAGAGAACGGCAAGAUCCCUAGUUCUUCGUUUAGCUUCACCGCCGGAUCAUACACGCGCUCUUCGACUGAGAGGAACGCACUGGGCUCGUUUAUUUUCGGUGGUUACGACGCCUCCUUAAUCGGGCCUAGCAGUACAUCCUUCGACUUUGGCUCCGACAAUGGUCGUGAGUUAAUGGUUGGUAUACAAGCCAUCAAGAAACAUGCCGGCGACAACGAGACAGACCUUCUGCCGACCCCGCUAUUGGCAGCGCUCGAUUCAUCCCAACCAAAUAUUUGGCUGCCAGAGUCAGCAUGCAAGCAAUUUGAGAGUGCGUUUGGACUUGAGUGGAAUGAAACGGACAAGCUUUAUAAGGUCAACGACUCGUUGCAUGACAAGCUUGUCAAGGAGGAUGCCACCGUAACUUUCAGCUUAGGGGAGGUCCACGAAGACUCUGGAGGAGAAUCGGUUGACAUCGUUUUUCCUUACAGCGCAUUUGACUUGACGGCUACGUGGCCAGUGGUAAGCGAGGGCAGUAGUACAUACUUUCCGCUGAAGAAGGCGGCAAACAGUUCGCAGGUACGUCUGUCCAUUCGAAGUAUUCGGAAAACAUGGGUAGUGCGAGCUGCGCUGAGGUUUUACGAGCAGUACACACUCGGCCGAACGUUUUUACAAGAAGCAUACCUCAUCACCGACUGGGAGCGACGCAACUUUUCGCUGUCCCAACGUUCAUGGAAUUCAAGCGCUGCGCAAGAUAUCGUUUCCAUCAAGUCCCUCGACGACAGUUCCGUCAGCUCUGGAGAUAACUCUUCCGCGGAUCCGGCAUCGAGAUCUAAAAACAAAUCUCUCAGUGGAGGCGCGAUUGCGGGUAUUUCGAUUGGUUGCGUCGUAUUCGCCAUUAUAGUUAUAGGUGCUUUUGUCUGGAUACGUCGCAAGAAAGCCAAGGCAAAGAGCCUGAAGCCAGAUGGCGAGCCGUUAGCAAUGGCGGAAUAUAACGCAACAGCUUUCUCCGGGGCCGAACUGGAAGGUCUCCGGAACAUGACCAAUGAAAUGGACAACAGCAACCAGGUGAAACCCGAGAUGCUUGGAGACAUUGAGCACCGCCUUGAGAUGGAUGGUAGCAACCAGAUCAAUCCUGAGCUACUUGGGGAUAUAGAGCAUCGGGUCGAGAUUGACGGCACGGUCAAGCCGGCUGAGCUUGUUGGAGAUGCAUCGAACGUCCAAAUUCACGAGCUGGUGGGCGAUGAACCUAACCAGGAGGGUGAUGAACCAAACCUUGAGUUGGCAGGUGACGAGCCAAACCUGCAGGAGCAGCGGUCAGCAAGGCAAUAAGCAUGUUUCAGUUUCGUUCGGAAUGAUACCCUUCGGAUAUAGCAUGUAACUUAUGCUUAACUCAAACGGAAGAUCCCUUAAAUCUUGCAUUACAUUCUUGAAUCAUCGACUGUUAGAAUUGAAGAAGCACUCUAGGUGAUGGAAAAAAAAAAAAAAAAAAA